Molecule: messenger RNA, 1271 nt
Organism: Salvia miltiorrhiza (redroot sage)
Lineage: Eukaryota; Viridiplantae; Streptophyta; Magnoliopsida; Lamiales; Lamiaceae
Product: probable methyltransferase TCM_000336
Exons: 4
Coding region: 81-1157 (358 amino acids)
Biological process (GO): methylation
Molecular function (GO): S-adenosylmethionine-dependent methyltransferase activity
Source: RefSeq, a predicted model, not a curated record
UCUCCUUCAAUCAAUUAAUGUAGGCAAAUACCUCCAUACACAAAGCCUAUUAAUCCAGUCUUGAUCAGUCAUCACCAUUGAUGGAUAUCCACAAAGCUUUCCAUAUGAAGGGAGGAGUCGGAGACAACAGCUACUCCAAGAACUCUUCACUUCAGAAAAGAGUGGCUGAAAGGUUGAAGCAUAUAACCGCGUGGGCCAUCGAAGAAGUAUUCAUGAGCGAGAAGCCCAAGAGCUUAGGCAUGGCGGACCUGGGGUGCUCGUCGGGGCCCAACGCUCUGUCCAACAUAAAACAAGUAGUGGAGGCGGUGGAGAAGGCCAGCCGCCGCAUGAGAGAAGCGCCGCCGGAAUUCCGAGUGUACCUAAACGAUCUUCACAGCAAUGACUUCAACACCAUAUUUCAGGGGCUGCCCGAUCUCUACAGGGACCUCAAGAGAGGAGGCACAAAUCAGCCGCCUCUUUACAUAGCCGCCUGCCCAGGCACAUUCUACGGCAGGCUCUUCCCUGACCAUUCCCUGCAUUUCGUCUAUUCCUCCAACAGCCUGCACUGGCUCUCUACGGUCCCAGCGGGCAUCUACGAGAAAGAGGGACGGUCGAUGAACAGAAAGAGCAUUUACAUAUCGGAGAGAAGCCCUCCGGUGGUGAGGAAGGCAUACUUAGAGCAGUUCCAACACGACUUCUCCUUGUUCCUCAAGUCUCGCUCACAGGAGCUCAUCCGCGGUGGCCGAAUGCUGCUCAUUCUCUUGGGAAGGACCCUCUCCGACCACGCCCACUGCGCCAAUUCUUUCCUUUGGGAGCUCCUCUACCAGUCUUUAGCACAUCUCGUUGCUCAAGGUGAGAUUGAGGAGGAGAAGCUGGAGAGCUACGACGUCCAUUUCUAUGCGCCGUCCAAGGCAGAGUUGGAAGAUGAGGUGAGGAAGGAGGGUUCGUUCAAGACGGAGAUGGUAGAGAUGGUUGAGAUGAGGGACGAGGACGUGAGCGGGAGCGCGGUGGCCAAGGCGGUCAGGUCCAUUCAGGAAUCCAUGUUGGCUCACCACUUUGGGUUUGGGGAGCCCAUCUUCGACAAGCUCUUCCACCACUACGCCCUAUUGAUCGACCGAGAAUUCGCCCAACGCCAUGUUAAAUCCACUACCGCUCUCCUCCUCCUCACCAAGUUAUGACCCAAUAUAAUCUUUAAUUUCUAGUCCUAUAAACCUAUGCAAGCUUCUUGUUUCAUCGCUUCUUUCUUAUUAGUUUAGAAGAAACUGAACGGUUUUUAUCUUUUCAACUUCAAA